CGCUAGCGUGAAUCCCCCUGGUGUCUGACUAUUUUGACUGCUGUCGUCUGUAGCGAUCCUUCUAUGCCACCUGCUACUGCUGCUAACUCAGUGUGAAAAUCUUGUCUAUUUGACUGGAAUGUCGCUUUUUGGUGGCGAGGGAGAUUUUAGUCGGUAUCGUUAAGCUGAAAUCAGACGAUCUGGCUAGCUCCGCUAUUAAUGCGAGUGGUUCUAUUGCUAUGCGCUGAUCUCAGUUGAAGGAACACGGCUGCGGCUAAGAUUUAUCAUAGUAUCGCAGUAGCGGUAGUGAGUCGAGUAUCCGUUUUGGCGGACAGAACAGCGUGGACAACUGUGUUUCAUCAGUUCACCUGAUGCAGUGCUGCAUGCCGCUGGAUAUCGAGCUCUCGGCUGCUACUGCGUCUUUCGUUACUGUUGCUGUUGUUAUUGUUGUUGUUUGCUCGGAUCCCACUUUCUCAUUCUGUCUCGUUUGAUACGACGACAGUAGCGCUGCGUAUCUGUUGUACACUCAAUAGUUCAUUUGUUUCGUUGGUGCGUCUGGCAGACGGUCGGCAGCCAACUCAGCAGGAGUGAUCGCCAGCGGACCGUCAGCCCAGAGUGUGGGUACCAGAAAAGCAAAGGCAGGCGGUAAAUAGAGACAGCACUGACUACAGAGUAAAGUGAAUAGUACGCACACUGCUGCUGAUUGCGUAGCGGCAGCGGUCGUUCGCGCUCUGGAGACGAGGCAACGGGAACUGCCCAACACGCCAGCCGUUCCGUAAAUUUUAGGGAAAUACUCGUUGAGUUAGCAACCUGGAUGGUUGGCGAAGACUUCCCAGUUGACAACAACAAAAUUUUUAUAAAGCUAUUGUCCAAGUGGUUAAUUGACAGAGAGGCCUGCAUUCCCGAGAAGGUCUUUUGUCGAGUACUGUGAUUGUGUCGGAAUACGACGUCAUUAGUGUGAGGAGACUAGCAUUUCAGGAGUAAGGUGCGGGUCGUGUGCUUAGGACCUGAGUGCAGUUCAGUGAGCGUGAAAAGAACGGCUGGACAAUUCUUUUUUCCUAGUGGUUGACGUGAUAAAUCUCAAUGGCAGCCAUGGAGCAGAUCCUUCUGCUCGAACCCAAGACGGAGCUGCGCUUCAAAGGUCCAUUUACGGAGGUGUCAACAGCUCUGCUUCACCUAUCGAAUCCUUCAGAGAAGCGUGUCUGCUUUAAGGUGAAAACUACCGCGCCAAAACGGUACUGUGUUAGGCCGAACUGCGGCGUCAUCGACCCUAAACAAACUGUGACCGUACAGGUCAUGUUGCAGCCCUUUGAAUACGAUCCAAACGAGCGUAACAAGCACAAAUUCAUGGUGCAAUCGAUGAUCGCGCCCGAAGGACCAAUCAAUCAUGACAUCAUCUGGAAAGAUGCUCCCAAGGAACAACUCAUGGACUCCAAGCUUCGAUGCGUGUUUGAGCUGCCCGGAGACGAAGACGAAGCUAUGGCAAGCAGCCAGGUUACGACAACGGUGGCGUCUCAGGACCCCGCGCAGGAUGUGUUCUCUGCUUCCCUCCAGAAUCAGGAGCCCGCUGUCGAACCCUCACCUCAACGGUUUAUAACGUUGGAAAGUGGUAACGUCCCAGGCGCGGACACUGUUAAAGGAGUGCCAUGGGAUGAGCUCAAGAAGCUUCAGGAUGAGAACAUACAGCUUCGAAAGGAAAAUGCUUCUUUGAAGGAGGAAGGUCUACGUCAACGAGUGAAGAGCUCGCAGGUAAGCGAACCCUUCAUGUCGAAGGUCCCCAGCGGUGCGGGUGCGGGUGUGUCUCAAAGUACGUCGUUCGGGCCCCUGUCGCAGGUCUCGCACAACACGCUGCUUGUCUAUGCCGUCAUGCUCAUCGUGUGUGGCUUCAUUCUCGGAAAGUUUAUCUUUUGAGCAACAAGAUCGGUGGGCGACUAGAAGAUAAAAACGUGUCGCUCGUAACAUCAGAAGAAAGCAGCAGCAGAAACCAGAUCGGCGGAGAAUUACUGCUGCCUCGUUUUUAAAAAAACAAGAGCAAUUUAAAAACACUGACGAUGAAAACAAUGAAAGCAAUUUUUAAUUUACUGAAGUGUAAUCCAAACCGAUAUUAUUAACGACAAAAACAACAUGCACCAAACGGAGGUAUAGCGUUUUAGCGAUUUUCUUUUGUGUGUAUGAUAUAACUCUCCUGAGUAUUGCGACCACAAGAUAGGGUAGGAUUGACACCUUCUCUCGUAUUGAGACAGGAAAAACUAUCGCAGCAGGCAAAAGAGGACAAGGGUAAAAAGUCAAGAUGGUAAAGGCCAUUUUUUUAUCGAGAAAAGAACAAUAUGCAGAUACGAAGACGCGUGACCUUCCUGUUCAGUUGAAAGUGCAAGAAGAAACAAAUUUCUCCGCAUUGCUCGUAACGACAGCUUCAUUCGAGGCAGAACCCUUGUGAAAACCCAAAACGUCCGUUGAGCAAACAUACGAUAUUUAUAUAUGGCAAUGAGACCAGCGUCCAGCUAGUUGGUGUUGCUAAGGUGUUUAACGUUAGCGUGCCACUGCAAAAUUGAUCACGUUCGCUCAUGUGAGUUACGCAGGCACGUAUGACAAAGCUGGCAGUUUAAUUCAGAGAAGUAAGCGACGAAAGUAGAAGCACAACAACGAGUUCGUUGGCGAUACAAAAUGCCUCCACUGUUGAUGUUCUCCGUUUGGGGAUGGUGCAGCGGGAAUUUUCUGGUUGGAAGCCCCGUAUAAUUAUUUCGAUAUUUCACGAUUGGUUAAGGAAAUAAUAGUAAAAGAAUAUUAUUCAUGUGAUGGGGUAUGAAGUCGCAAUAAUAACAAAUAACAAUAUUAAAGAUGACGAAAUCUAUUAUUAUAUUAUUCUACUAUUCGUAGAACUAGUUUGCGGGGUCCCUGAAUUUCGCCAUUCUACACAGGAUUGCAGUGCACGGAAAGUAGUCUAGAUAAAAUUAAAGCCGACCCAGUGACAAUUAUAUGCAUAUAAGGAUAGAAAGAACUACAUAAAUGAUCUGCGAAACAUUAAAGUGGGCAAAAUAUUUGUUAAGAGGAUAUAAUACUGGUGAGGAUCGCAAAUCGUAUGAAGAACAUGACAGUGAAUCUUGCCAGGGCAAAAAUUCCAGUCUUGAACUCUCAAAAGAUUAUUUUUUGUAAUAUUAGAUCCUAUACAGGCUAAUUGGUUAGAUAUCGAUUGGACGAUAUAGUUCAGAUAAUCGUAAUCGGUUAUUAGUGAAACAGCAGAAAUGAAAAAGCGAGAAGCUAAUGUUAUUAUAUGAGAAAAUGGUUCAGUACAAUGAUAUCGUCUAAGAUGGUUGAAAGAGCAGCUUAUUGGAGUCGUUGUAAAAGGUUCAUAAAACUGGUAACCAGGUCUAGUAGUCAGCGAGAACUGUAGAACUAAGAAGAGUAAAUACGCUAAGGUGGGGGAUGGAUGUGCCCCAACAAUGACGAGAUAGUUGGUUUAAGACUGAAAAUGUUCUUGAAGUUACAAUAUACAAAAAUAAAUGGAUAUUAAUAAAAUUAAGAUUUUAAUAAUCACCAAUAAUGAUAAAUAUAACAAGAUAUACUGCUACUUGGAUGUGUACGGAUAUAAUUAACAGAGUAAUUAAACGCACGCACAGAGACAAUACUCAAGAAAAAGUGGAGGAAAGAUAUUUCUCUAGCUGCAGCCUGUAAAGGGGUGAAAGGGAGAAAAGAUGAUUCUAUCAAUACUAGAAUGAAAGUAUACCGCAAAUAGCUAUUAGGAUUCACUGGUGAACAAAAAAAAGACUCGACUCUAGUUAAGCCUACGAUCACAUUGACAAGAAGACAAAAAGAAGAGAUUUAAUUAAAAUCACGAUGAUAGGGAACAAUAGUGCUAACUUGCAAGAAGCGGCGAACCCUCAAAUAAAACGGUGCGAGGUAGACGAUCAGACGAUCAUGUCAAGGACACCAACGAUACCCGUACAGUACGAGGAAGUUAUCCAGGCCGCUGGUAGGAGCUUCCAUUUCUCAACACUAUUAUAAGGUUGGCAUCAUGUCUUUGCGUAUCUGUACGCUAGCACGCUGCCCUGGAAUCAGAAUGAGUAGUCGAAACAGGAUAUACACCACGUCGAUGAUUUAGAAACCGCGUGCGGGAAAUAGUUAUGGUAAUAAGAAUAUAUGUAUUGAAUAUGACAGGAUAGACUGAAACGGUCACUCUGAUGAGAAACAAGAUUAUGUUGGUGAUAGCAGUCGUUGAUAACAACAGCGGUUAUAAUAAUAUUAGUAAAAACAAUAAAAAUAAUACCAACUCGAUCGUACGCAAGUUGUCUGUAUGUGUCUGUAUGUACGCGUGCAGGCAGGCAGGGAGAAGAUCAAGCAGAAAGCAACAAAACGUACGCUUUUGUUCUGUCUUUUCCGUUUUUCCCCAUUUUUCGUCCUAACUAGCUGAGAGCCUAAAUAGCUCCGAGUGCCACUGCGUCUGUAUAGAACCUUCUACGGGAUGCAAUGAAAGUGCUGAGUAUAAAAUGAACGCACUAGCGGAAUCGUGUUCGUGUCGGGAAUAGCUUCUGUUAUUCCCACAGAUGUUAUAAAUAAAAUUAGGCGAACAGCAGUGGACCCAGAGAUAGAAAGUAUCAACGCGUACUAUAUACCACAUAAUCAAGUAGCGCCACUAGCGAGGAAAUGAAUUAGACCACACAUACGUGAUGCAACGAAAAUAAAUAUAAACGAGUUAAGACUCAAAAUUAGGCGUAAAUUUUAGUGAAUAAUAUUUAUGAUUCGGGUUCUACCCUUAAAGAACAGGUUUUAUUCUUGAUUUUUUUGAAUGAACCUAUUUGUUUUUUUCUACUGGAUAUGACUGAGUAGCUUAAUACAUCUGGUAUAAUUAGUGCGCUGCCACAAAUCCGUUAUCAAAUUUUUGCUUUUGCUGAGAGUCCGCCGUAACGAAUAAGCCUGUAACGAAGGGUACAGCAAACAGAGCACCCCCACAUAGACCCACCACGUAUAUUCGAACACACAAUAAUCAAAAGGCUUCGACUUUAACUGGGUUAUUACAGUUUUAUGAAAAAUUGGCAGCUAAUGGAUAAAAGCAGAAGAAUUGGUAGUAAUAAUAAUCUAAAUUAAUAGUAUAAUAUAGUCAAUAAUGAUGCAUUACGCCUGUGGGACAAGCGAGCAUAUAAAGGAGGCAUAUACACUAUGGGUACACGGUAUGAGUGACCCAACGGGUAAAGCCGCAUAAUAAUGGAAAUAAAGCAAUGAUGACAUACAGAUAGCGCGAAAGGAAAAAAUAUUGUCAUUUGCUUAGUAUUACGAAAGGACGACUCAUAACACGUGCACGAGCAGUGGAGUCAGGCAGAUGGAGCGACAUCGACGCGAAAAGGUCAAGUAAAUGGAAUCUUAUAAUAAUACGACUAUGGAGCGAGUCGUGUGAUCCAUGCGUUGCACUAUUCAGGUUUGACGGUUCUGUGAGAGACGAAAAACGGACAGGGCGAGAAAAAGACUAAGAAGAGAUAGGCAUAAAGAGGCAAAAUAUUGAAAUAAACGCGAGAGCCAAGAGCAAAAAGCGAGCGAAAGAAGGUAAAUUUCGGCAAGCAGGAAAAAGGACGAUUAUGCCGACGAUGACGUUAUUCCGGAAGAAGUCACUUGGGUUUUAAUAAACAUACAACAAGUUAUAAGCCAAUAAUACGGUAGCAAUUUUCAAUUCAGUGACGACAGUGGUGAAGCUGAAUAUUUGUUAGGCAUAGGUGGUACGGGCUGUAGUGGUUGAGGAAGCUUGCUAUAAUAUACUUUAUAAUAUAAUCCUGUCUUACUGCUAAUGUACACUGACAUAAAAUGUUGAUAGGCUCUGCUGCUCGAAUAGUACCUACCGGUAAGAAUAGAAAUUAGUGAUAAUAGUGGCCAAAAGAAAAUAGCAUACGAAUCCCGUGUUCCACCAAUGGUAACCCUUUCCGACAAAAUGCGCUUGAAACUUGACCAAUGUCCUACUGAUGGACGAUAUUUAUAAUUGAUCGAAUUUUUGACAAGUUAGCCGAGACUAACGACGAUUCCGUCUCUCAGAUGAAUCGCCUUAGUCUCGUUUAAAGCUAAAAAGUGCUUCUUUCCAGGAGCGAUAAACUGUAGAGAUAAAACAUACAAUGGAAAUUCUUAGAAGCAUGAAUAAGAAUAAUCACUUGCACUUUUUUUAACGCUGACUUGAGGGUUUGAC
Varroa destructor (honeybee mite) is the source of this 6142-nucleotide messenger RNA. RefSeq names its product vesicle-associated membrane protein-associated protein B/C-like. The record is from RefSeq and is a predicted model, not a curated record. Gene Ontology annotation, cellular component: endoplasmic reticulum membrane; plasma membrane. Gene Ontology annotation, biological process: endoplasmic reticulum membrane organization. Gene Ontology annotation, molecular function: FFAT motif binding. Lineage: Eukaryota; Metazoa; Arthropoda; Arachnida; Mesostigmata; Varroidae.